Messenger RNA from Notolabrus celidotus (New Zealand spotty), 2381 nucleotides. RefSeq names its product complement component 9 (gene c9). The record is from RefSeq and is a predicted model, not a curated record. Gene Ontology annotation, molecular function: protein binding. The coding region runs from base 342 to 2105 and encodes 587 amino acids. Gene Ontology annotation, cellular component: membrane attack complex. NCBI's taxonomy places the organism in Eukaryota, Metazoa, Chordata, Actinopteri, Labriformes, Labridae. The transcript is spliced from 12 exons. Gene Ontology annotation, biological process: immune response.
GUUCUGCAGUCGAAACACUGAUUUUUGUUCCCGUGAUGCCUCCGCGGCUCGGGCACAAAAUGAGUAAAAACCAAACACAGCCUCACAAACCGAGCAGGAGUCAGAUGUUUUCCGCUGAAUGCCGUGGACACAGAAAGGAGAGACUGCUGCAAACUCCCAUAUUAACCCUUCACUGACUGACAGACCGAACUCAAUGCACAUUUCUACUGUUUGAGGGGCGGGCUCUUCACGUUGAAGGGGAAAUAAAAAACCACCAGCAGUGAAGUUUGACAAUGAUUAACAGAGAGGUCACUUAAAAGACUACAGACAUGCAGUUGCAUUCGUCUCUUUGAAAAAACCCCAUGAUGAGGACUGAGGUGGCUUUUCUGGGCUUCUGUGGCCUGUGUCUCACUGUGGUGCAUGUCACAGAAGGAAUGGCAGUGAUACCUCCUUAUCCAGCAACUGUGAACUGUGCCUGGAGCCGCUGGUCAGAGUGGGGUUCUUGUGAUCCUUGCACCAAAACCAGAAGGAGAUCCAGAAGUGCCGAAAUGUUCGGUCAGUUUGGGGGACAGCCCUGCGAUGAGCCAAUUGGGGGCAGGGAGACCUGUGUAUCAGACGCUGUGUGUGAGCGACCUCCUCCACCUGCGUGCUCUGACACACAAUUCCAGUGCGAGUCAGGUACUUGUAUUCAGAAGAGAUUACUGUGCAAUGGGGACUAUGACUGUGAGGAUGGAUCAGAUGAGGACUGCGACGAACCUGUCCGUAAACCGUGUAAAUCACAAGAUCUGGAAAGCAACGAGCAAGGCAGGACAGCAGGAUACGGAAUCAACAUCUUGGGGGCAGAUCCCCGAAUGAACCCCUUCAACAAUGAUUUCUUCAACGGGAGGUGUGAGCGAGUGACGAAUCCAAGCACGGAGAGAAUUGACAGAGUUCCCUGGAACGUCGGUGUGCUCAAUUAUCAGACUCUAGUGGAAGAAACCAUUUCCAGAGAAGUCUAUGAAGACUCACACAGCCUUCUGAGAGACGUGCUGAAAGAGAUGUCUUCCAAAGUUGAUGUUGGACUGUCCUUCAAACUCAACCCAAGUGAGCCGCCCAUGUCGGGUAAUUCUUUUGCAGUGGGUUCGAAUAAUCAGUUUGAGAAGAAAACAAUGAUAAAGGAGGUCUCAGAGAUCACCAAUAUCACGAACAAGAGCUUCAUGCGGGUGAAGGGCAGAGUACAGCUGAGCACCUACAGACUCCGCUCCAUUCAGCUCAAAGUGGCCGAGGAGUUCCUGGAGCAUGUUAAGACUUUACCUUUGCAGUAUGAGAAGGGUAUUUACUUCUCCUUCCUGGAGGACUAUGGAACCCACUACACCAAGAACGGGAAGUCUGGAGGGGAGUACGAGUUCAUCUAUGUUCUCAACCAGGACAGCAUCAAGUCAAAACGUCUGACCGAGCGAAAAAUUCAAGAUUGUGUCAAAUUAGGAGUCACUGCAGACUUUUCUGCAGGGAAUGUAAGUGAUGGGAAAGCAAACUUCAACAAAGACGGGUGUGACAAUGUCACAACUACAGAAACCAGUGAAGCUGCAGGAAAAGCAGUGGUGGACAAAGUGAUGACAUCAGUUAAAGGAGGAACUCUGGCUACUGCUGCUGCUAUGAGGGCUAGAUUAAAUGAGAAAGGAGUGAUGGACAUUGGUACAUAUCAGAGCUGGGCCGCGUCCAUCGCUAAUGCCCCGGCACUGAUCAACAGUGAGCCAGAUCCCAUCUAUAAUCUAAUUCCACCAGAAAUGCCAGACGCUAACACCAGAAUAGCCAACCUGAAGCAGGCCACAGCGGAAUAUGUAGCAGAGUACAACACCUGCAAGUGCAAACCGUGCAUGAACGGAGCCACUCUGACUCUGCUGAAUGGAAAAUGUAUCUGCCUGUGCCCGCACCAGUUUGAAGGCUUGGCGUGUGAGAGUUUUAAGGCUGAUAAAUCCGAACACCAACGCGAAAGACCCGUCGUUGAUCAGGAAGGUAACUGGUCAUGCUGGUCCAGCUGGUCCAACUGUAGUGGAGGGACACGCAUAAGGUCACGCUUCUGUAACACGGAGGGGCUGGUUGCAGCUACGUGCAGAGGAGACACCAACAGUGAGGAGUACUGCUGAUUGGAGACAUAGUCAACAACAGAACACACUCUCUUUAUGUAGACACAUGAUGUAAUGUAAGUCUGAAAGCUUUUUGACUUAGGAUGUGUAGCAAGGAGAACAGAGUCACCCUGAGGUGUAGAUAAUAUAACUCACAGAUACAGAUUUUUUUGAAUGUAGAAAGAAUUUUUAUUUUUAUGACUUAAAUUUGAUACGUUUGGGUUUAAAGUGUCUGCUUUAGACAUUUGCACAAAUUUUGCCCAAAAGAUAUCUAUUUGAAAUGUGACACUGUAUGAA